AUGGCAAUUAUGAAAGAUAUUGAUUCAGUAGAACCUGAAAAGAUUGAACCUAAAAAGAUUGAUUGGGUUCCAGUCGAUGGAAAUAAUUUACACGAAAUUGAAGAGAAAUUGGAUUUUUUUAUGGCAAUUUGGAAUAUUCGAACAAUUAUUAAAGAUGAAUCUGGAAAAUAUAGAAGGUCACAAACUGAAUCACGCGUAGAUCUCAUAAAAUUACACAGUCCUGAAACUUCAGACGUCAUAAAUAAAGUGAUUCCCUUAUCUGCUCAUCAAACAGUAAGUUCCCUCCCUCAUUCUUAUCAUUCUUAA
Molecule: messenger RNA, 306 nt
Organism: Dentiscutata erythropus
Lineage: Eukaryota; Fungi; Glomeromycota; Glomeromycetes; Diversisporales; Gigasporaceae
Source: the annotation of a GenBank genome assembly